AAAUAAAUGGAAUAGCAUAUGAGUUGGCUUCUUCUGCUCCCACUACUGUUGCGGGAAAUUCUCAUCUUAAUUUAUUACAGAAAAAAUUGCGUAGCUUAGGAGCUGAUUAUUUUAUCAUUGAGGUAACGAAAAUACUCUUUAUUACUGAAGAAGCAAAUCAGAUUCAAGCAAGAAAGCGUAUACUUCGUGGAAUUAAUGGUUAUGAUUCAGAUGUGAAAAAUUUUCGUAUCAACCGAUACAAACCAAGUCGCGAGUCAUGGUAUAAUCCUGACUAUUCUUGGUACUGUAUUGGUUAUGCAAAAAAUAAAGGUGAGGUAGAAGAACCCCGGCCAUUCCUUUCAAUAGAAAAAAAUCCAAUACAAGCAAGAGAAUUACUUAUCUGGAUUCAGAGAUCAAUACUGGAUAAAUUUCCCUUCUUGUUAAAAAAUAAGGAUGGGAAUACUAAUGUUGCACCUCUUAAUCAAUUCUUAAGUCGGCAUAGAAUUACCUUAUAUAUGUUAAGAAAAAUAGGUGCCGAUCAUGCUUCCAGAGUACAUGGAGUUGAACAUUAUGGUGUAAUGAAUAACAGACCAAAUACCCCAGCACCUAAACAAGAAAAUAAUGAAGAUAAAGAUUCAGACGAGGACUCAGAUACGGAUUAUCAGCAAAGCCGGCGUGCCCUAAACAUGUCUCAGGUUCUUAUUCGGCGAUUGAUAAACUUUGAAAGAGUUAUGCGUAGAAAAAUAAAGCCAACCUAUUGCUUCAAGAUGGUAUAUCUCAGAUUAGAAGGUUUGAAAAUCUCAGAUGCAUUGAUCAGUGCAAUUUUGCAUUUAUACCCAGAUAUACGCUUUCUCAUUCUUGAUAAAAGUAAGGGUUUCACUAAUAUACCAAUUAUAGAAAUUGCGAGAUUUUCUCUAAAACUACAGCAUCUGAGUCUUAAUUCAUAUAUAUGCCUCACUAAUCGGUGUAUCACUGAAAUUACUCGCUCAUGCUCAAAACUUAGACAUCUUGAGCUUGGUGAUUGCUCAAUUGGUAAUGAAGCUAUCGAGGAGAUAGCCGGCAACUGUACUAAUUUGAAAUAUCUUAGUUUGAAGGGGUGUAGAAGGAUUAGAAAUGAAGUGCUGAAAAAUCUCAAUCUGAAAAUUAAAAUCGAACAUCCAGAUUAUUCCGAUGAUGAAUUCUCUGAUUCUGAUUUACCUCCACUUAUUCCAAUCUUUACCGGUAGACAAAAUGGGAUAGCUAUAACCAGGUCCUUUAGAGACUACUAUUUGAGUCAUACAUCAGAUGAAACAGAUCUUAUUUCUGCAAUUGUUAAUUAUCUCAGAGAGAAUCCUCCAACGCGAUUUAAUACUAUUAGCAAGAGCUUGUUCGAUAAGCUUAAAGAAGAUUAUAGAAUAUGUGAUCCUGUUGAGAAUCUCUAUGGGGAUGUAAUAGGUGAAAUAAAAUGUUUAGAUUUGCAAUUUUGCUAUAAAGUAAAGUGGCGAAGUUUAGAUGCAAAAAUAGGUUUCAGAUUUUCUUCUGAAAUCAAUGAUUUUUAUGCUAAAAUUGUAAUAGAUGGUAUGAGCAUCCCAUUAAUCGAAGAAGGUAGCAGGCCCAUAGCUCUAGAGGAAACUACGGAUAUGUUCAAGAAAUUGUCUCUCAGAAGCAAAGAUGAUAAGCAACAAAAGAGGCGUCAUGGAAUAUUUCGUAACAUACCUCCCCAAGAAAAUAAGGUCAAGUAUUCUACAGAUUCAGAUACUUCUUCCAAUUCAGAUACUUUGGACAGUAAUUUAG
Messenger RNA from Dentiscutata erythropus, 1752 nucleotides. Lineage: Eukaryota; Fungi; Glomeromycota; Glomeromycetes; Diversisporales; Gigasporaceae. The record is from the annotation of a GenBank genome assembly.